Molecule: messenger RNA, 3981 nt
Organism: Mercenaria mercenaria
Lineage: Eukaryota; Metazoa; Mollusca; Bivalvia; Venerida; Veneridae
Product: DNA-directed RNA polymerase III subunit RPC2-like
Exons: 30
Coding region: 91-3492 (1133 amino acids)
Biological process (GO): DNA-templated transcription
Cellular component (GO): RNA polymerase III complex
Molecular function (GO): DNA-directed RNA polymerase activity; ribonucleoside binding; DNA binding
Source: RefSeq, a predicted model, not a curated record
GACCUUGAACCUUAACAACAACAACAACAACAACAAUAAUGGCGGCCUCCAUGAAGAAAUAAUUUCGCAAGAUUUCACCAGAUUUUCAAUAUGGGAGACCUCUCGAAUUUUGACAAGGGAAAGCUGACAGCGCCUGUGAAAACUAUUGAGGAGAAAUGGAAGCUUCUGCCCUCAUUCCUCAAAGUAAAGGGGCUAGUCAAGCAGCAUAUAGAUUCCUUCAACUACUUUGUCAACAUUGAUAUUAAAGACAUUAUGAAAGCUAAUGAUAAAAUUACAAGUGAUGCUGAUCCAAAUUUUUAUAUCAAAUACUUGAAUAUCUACGUGGGUAUGCCUGAUGUAGAGGAAGGGUUUAACAUCACAAAACCUAUAUCACCUCAUGAGUGUCGUCUGAGAGACAUGACAUACUCAGCACCCAUAACAGUGGACAUUGAGUACACAAGGGGUAAUCAGCGUAUUGUCAGAAAUAAUCUACCAAUAGGAAGGAUGCCAAUUAUGUUAAGAAGCUCUAAUUGUGUUCUAAAUGCAAAGAGUCCUGCAGAGAUGGCUAAGCUGAAUGAGUGUCCAAUGGAUCCUGGAGGCUACUUUAUUGUAAAAGGUGUAGAGAAAGUUGUAUUGAUACAAGAACAAUUGUCAAAGAACAGAAUGAUUGUAGAUACUGAUGUAGGGAGGAAAGGAAGCGUCAUUUGUUCUGUAACCAGUUCCACCCAUGAGAGGAAGAGUAAAACAGAUGUACUUGUAAAAAAGGAGAAGUACUACCUUAAACAUAAUUCUUUCUCAGAGGACAUUCCUAUAGCAAUUGUGUUCAAAGCAAUGGGUUUCGAGUGUGAACAGGAGUUUGUUCAGAUGAUAGGCAGUGAAGAGGAGGUUCUUGCAGCCAUAGCUCCUUGUCUAGAGGAGUGUCACAAGGCAGGGGUGUUCACACAAUUACAGGCAUUGAAGCAUAUUGGUAACCGUAUACGACAGCGGCGUCCAAUGUGGGGAGCAGCAAAAAAAACUAAGCCAGAAGAAGCACGAGAUGUUUUACAUGGUGUAGUGCUAGCUCAUGUCCCAGUUGUGGAAUGGAAUUUCAAGUUGAAGGCAGUAUAUCUAGCAUUGAUGGUACGUCGUGUGAUACAAGCUCAGUGUGGGAUGGUGAAAGCAGACGACAGGGAUUACUAUGGUAACAAGAGAUUGGAGUUAGCGGGCUCACUAAUAUCACUGCUGUUUGAAGAUCUCUUCAAGAAAUUCAAUGCUGAGUUAAAGAAGAUAGCAGAUGUGACCAUACCAAAACCUAGAGCAGCUCAGUUUGAUAUUGUAAAACAUAUGAGGCAAGAUCAGAUAACAAAUGGACUGGUGCAUGCCAUAUCUUCUGGUAACUGGACUAUUAAGAGAUUUAAGAUGGACCGGGCAGGUGUAACGCAGGUACUGUCAAGAUUGUCGUAUAUCUCAGCCCUCGGUAUGAUGACAAGAAUAUCUUCACAGUUUGAGAAGACGCGUAAAGUUAGUGGCCCCAGAUCCUUACAACCAUCACAGUGGGGAAUGUUGUGUCCUUCAGAUACACCAGAAGGAGAGGCGUGUGGUUUGGUGAAGAAUCUUGCAUUGAUGACUCACAUUACAACAGAUCAUGAUGAGGCUCCCAUCACCAGACUGGCAUUUAACCUUGGUGUUGAGGACAUACAGUUACUGAGUGGGGCAGAAAUCACCAGCAAGUUUGUUUAUAUGGUCUUCCUUAAUGGUAAUAUUCUGGGAGUGAUACGAAACUAUAAGCGACUUGUAUACACUUUCCGGCUGAUGAGAAGGGCAGGAUACAUUAAUGAGUUUGUGUCCAUAUGUCCAAACCAUUCACAUAGAUGUGUGUAUAUUUCAUCUGAUGCUGGAAGAGUAUGUAGACCUUAUAUAAUAGUCAGCAAAGGGAAACCAUUGGUGACAACCAAGCAUAUACAAGAGUUAUCUCAAGGCUUUAGAUGUUUUGAAGAUUUUCUGAAAGAAGGUCUGGUAGAAUAUCUAGACGUAAAUGAAGAAAAUGAUUGCAUGAUUUCACUGUAUGAGAAAGAAAUUAAUCAGAACACAACACAUCUUGAGAUUGAACCAUUUACCAUACUGGGUGUAUGUGCGGGCUUGAUCCCAUACCCACAUCACAACCAGUCUCCGAGGAACACUUACCAAUGUGCUAUGGGUAAACAAGCCAUGGGUACAAUAGGUUACAACCAAAGAAACAGGAUAGACACAUUAAUGUAUCUGCUGUGUUACCCACAAGCUCCACUAGUCAAGUCCAAGACAAUAGAACUGAUCAAUUUUGACAAGUUACCCGCAGGUCAGAAUGCUACAGUGGCAGUGAUGUCUUACAGUGGAUAUGAUAUUGAAGAUGCACUUGUUAUUAAUAAAGCAUCACUUGAUAGAGGUUUUGGUAGAUGUCUGGUAUAUAGAAAGCAGCAAUGUACCCUGAAGCGCUAUGCCAACCAGACAUUUGACAAAGUUAUGGGACCCAUGGUUGAUGCUACAACACGCAAACCAGUGUGGCGACAUUCAGCCCUUGACUCUGAUGGAAUUUGUGCACCAGGUGAGAAGAUAGAGAAUAAGCAGGUGUUUGUGAACAAGUGGAUGCCCACAGUGACUAACAGUCCUCUUAGUUCUACAGACCAGGAUAAACAACCAGACUAUAGGGAAGUUCCUAUAUCGUAUAAAGGACCAGAGCCGUCAUACAUAGAAAAAGUGUUAAUCUCAUCCAAUCCUGAGGAAGCAUUCCUUGUCAAGAUGUUGCUACGGCAAACUAGACGUCCAGAGAUAGGAGACAAAUUCAGUAGCAGACACGGACAGAAAGGAGUGUGUGGGUUGAUAGUUCCACAAGCUGAUAUGCCUUUUUCAGAUCUGGGUAUCUGUCCAGAUAUUAUUAUGAAUCCCCAUGGUUACCCGUCUCGUAUGACAGUUGGAAAAUUGAUGGAACUGCUUGGUAGUAAAGCUGGCGUAUUAGAUGGAAAAUUUCACUAUGGAACUGCAUUUGGAGGAGACAAGGUUGUGGAUCUCUCUGCAGAUCUGAUAAGACAUGGAUUUAACUAUCUUGGUAAAGACUAUGUCACUUCCGGAAUAACAGGAGAACCACUCUCUGCUUAUAUUUAUUUUGGGCCUAUCUACUACCAAAAGUUGAAGCACAUGGUUUUAGACAAAAUGCAUGCACGUGCAAAGGGUCCACGUGCAGUAUUGACCAGACAGCCUACAGAGGGUAGAUCACGUGAUGGAGGCCUUCGUCUAGGAGAAAUGGAGAGAGAUUGUCUUAUUGGAUAUGGUGCUAGCAUGCUGUUGUUAGAGCGUCUGAUGAUAUCAAGUGAUGCCUUUGAAGUGGAUGUUUGUGAACAAUGUGGUCUUCUGGGAUAUCUAGGAUGGUGCCAGUAUUGCAAGUCAUCUAAGAAUGUUUCUACUCUAAAGAUGCCAUAUGCCUGUAAACUGUUAUUUCAAGAACUUCUGUCCAUGAACAUUGUACCCAGGUUAUCUCUGAAAAGAUACAAUGAAGUUUAGCAGGGACUAAAAACAUUGUAUGCAGAUUAUCUCUGAAACAUUACAAUGGGUAAUAGUAGGAAACAGCUGUAGAAGCGACAUUGGUGAAGAAAGCAAGAAUUCCUAGCCAAGGUCAAGGUGAAGGCACACAGAAGAAUUUGAGCUUUCAUUAUAUAUGUUGGUGGUGUCACAUGAAUGAAAUUUUUGAUGAAGUAUUAUGUUUUGAAAAAAAGACUGUCCAGGAUGGAAUACAGCAUAUUGUAUGUAGUACAAAUAAUGUAUUCUUAAGGAAUGAUGUCAGCAAGGAGCCCUCAAACAGUAAUUUGGGAUUUACUCCAUGUUGACAAUUUUGACAGAGUUGCCAUUUUCUGCAGGCUGAGAUAUGAUAAUUUUUCAUCCUUUGCAAUAAUUUUGUUGAAUUAUUAUUGAUAUUGAUUAUAAUUGUAAAAAGAUUACAAGUUGAGACUUUUGCCUCAGUUGUGUAAAUUACAAAUAAAGCUGUUAAAGGUU